UCAAUCAUCCAACCAAAAAAAAACCUCAAAAACAAGUUCAUCAUUUAAAUGAACCUUCCUCAUUCUCUCAUAUAAAAGAAAAAUCUCCGACAACCUCAAAAAACACAAAAACACAAAAGAUUCAAAUUUUUGCUUUGAAACAAAAAAUGCAAGAGACCCAUCAUCAACAAACAAAAGAAAGUUCACAACUUCCACCAAAGAUGUUAAUUUCCGGACAAAACAAGAACGAGGGUUAUGUGUCUAUGUCUCAACGGUUCAGACCGGCUUGUACUUGUUUAAACCGACCCGGUUCGGUUCGAUGUGCUCGUCAUGGGUAUGUAGUACCAGGGGAUAAUAAGUUGAAGAAGCGCGUUGCGAGUAAAGAGAUUUUGAGAAGAGCUUUAAUGCCACCACCAAAACGGUUAGGACUUAGAUGGUUGAAUUUCAAACCAACACCAAGUAGACUCUCUAUUAUGUCUAUGGCUGCUUCAUGAUCUUUGUUUCUUUUUCUUAAUUUUUGUUAUGUUUUUGAGGUUUUUGUUUGGAUGAUUUGUAAAAGUUUAACAAUCCAAUUAAAUUAGAUUAUGAUGAUAUAUAUAUUUAUUGUUUAUAAAGUUUAGUUUUUUGCAA
Molecule: messenger RNA, 609 nt
Organism: Trifolium pratense (red clover)
Lineage: Eukaryota; Viridiplantae; Streptophyta; Magnoliopsida; Fabales; Fabaceae
Exons: 1
Coding region: 147-473 (108 amino acids)
Source: RefSeq, a predicted model, not a curated record